Molecule: messenger RNA, 3657 nt
Organism: Cryptomeria japonica (Japanese cedar)
Lineage: Eukaryota; Viridiplantae; Streptophyta; Pinopsida; Cupressales; Cupressaceae
Product: ETHYLENE INSENSITIVE 3-like 1 protein
Exons: 1
Coding region: 1500-3410 (636 amino acids)
Cellular component (GO): nucleus
Molecular function (GO): DNA-binding transcription factor activity; DNA binding
Source: RefSeq, a predicted model, not a curated record
UAUUUUUCAUAUCUGGUCAAAAAAGGUUCACGAAGAUAAAGUAAGAUAUACAUUAAUUAUUUUUUGAUGAUGUGCAUUGAGAAGAGGAGAUGGGUUAACUAGCUUGCUGAAUUUAUUUUUAGCAGGUAAUGUGGAAAAUUCUGAGAUAGUGAGAUGUGGGUGUGAGAGACAAUUGCAAGGAUGUUAAUGGGCGAGGCUCUGAUUUUUUUGGGUGCUUUUUGUUUAUCAGUUCGAGUAUUUAGCUAUGUGAUGUGGAGAAAUCUCUGUCCAUAUUUUAUUUUGAUGCUUUAGAGGAGAUUUAGUAGAGAUAAGGUUUGAUGCUGAAUUUAUCAAGUUUGAAGGUUUUGUUAUUUCUCUCCUUCAAUUUAGCAUUCAAUGGGUCAAACUCCUGUGGUUGAUUGGAAACGUGUGAAGUCCAUUUGUGGAUGAAACUGGCUGAAGUUGUCACAAGUUUAAUGUUUGAUUGGAAUACCGAAUUAGAAGGGGGUCGAUUAAAAGCUGUUUGUUAGUGAAGCUGGCGAUUUUGAAUCGGGUAGUGGACAAAUCUUCAUCCACCAUCUAGGUAUUUCCAUCUGGCCUGUAAUGAAUGAAUUUCUUGACCUGGAUUGGAAACCUUAAUAGGCCAUUUGCUUAAGAAAAUUUCUUCAAGUUUAGACCAAGUUAAAGAUUUUCUUAGGAAAGGUAAUUCUAAGCUGUCUUUUUUCUCUUUUUGAAAUCAAUUUCUUUACUAGUAAGAGUUUUUUUCUUUUUCUCCAAUGAAGUUGAUGAUGGAUUCCGUGUAAGGUAGUGAUGAUUUCGUGUCCGCAAUUGUUUCCGGUACUGUUUUUCUUUCCUUUUGUAGCCCAGUUUAUCUCUGGGAUAGAUUUAUGCUGCAGUAUGACUCGGAGGGAUUCCUCUCGUAUUUUAGGGCUCGUUUAAGAUGGAGAGCAGUUUGGAUUAAGAAGUAUUCCAUUUGUAUCUAAGGUUGAGAGAAUUUUUGCGUUGUGGAAUCCAAUUUGUAUUGAGAGGGAUUCCCUUUGUGUUUUAGGGUGUAGAGGGAUUGUUGCUCUUUGAAUACAAUUGUCUCGGGGAGAAACUCUUCUUGCAUUUAAAGUCCAGGAGGUUUCUAAGGUGCGGGAUCCGGUUUUAACUGAAAAGGGUUUCUUUUAGUAAUUGAGAUCCAGUGGGUUUUGGGGUUUUGGAGUUACAAUAUGCAUUGGAAGGGAUUCCUGCGUAUUUAAGGUGUAGAAAGUUUUUGGUUUUGAAGUCCGAAUUGCAUGAGGGGGGAUUCAUUUGACAGUUAUGUUCUAGACAGCUUUUGGGUUUGAGUCCAAUUGGCAUUAGGAGUGCUCUCGAGUUCAGUUUGGAUCAAGAGGGACCUCUUUUGAAUAUUAAAUCCACAGGACUUCUGGGUUUUGGAUUCCAAAGGAUUUUCUGUUGCAGUAUAGAAUUUGGUGUUCAAUUGCAGCGGGAGAAGGUUAUUUGGAAAAUUUCUGUUUUGCGUUUCAUUUUAGUGGGAUAUGAUGGAGAGCUAUGAUGAGUUGAAUAGUUUGGGUGAGUUGGGAUUUCUGUCCUGUGUCAAUGAAACAGAAAGGAGAGGGGUAAAGGAGGAAAUUAUGGCUGAGGAUUAUGUUAGUGAGGAUGACGUUGAUAUUGAUGAGCUUGAGAAACGGAUGUGGAAGGAUCGGAUUCGGCUCAGAUGCAUCAGGGAGUCUCGGAAAACAAGUAAUGCGAUUGACAACGCAAAGGAAAGGCAAUCCCAAGAGCAGGCAAAGAGGAAAAAGAUGUCGAGGGCCCAGGAUGGUAUAUUGAAAUAUAUGCUUAAGAUGGUGGAGGUUUGUAAAGCACAAGGGUUUGUUUAUGGUAUAAUUUCAGAGAAAGGAAAGGCAGUGACUGGUGCCUCUGAUAAUCUUAGGGCCUGGUGGAAGGAGCAGGUGAGGUUUGAUAGGAAUGCUCCCGCUGCAAUAGGAAAAUAUCAACAAGAAAAUGCAUUGCAAGGGAUUGAUGAAAGUGAUUCAAUUGUGGUGUCAACUCCUCAUUCUCUUCAGGAACUGCAGGAUACUACUCUAGGUUCUUUGCUAUCUGCUUUGAUGCAGCAUUGUGAUCCGCCUCAGCGGAAGUACCCUUUGGAUAAGGGUGUUUCUCCUCCUUGGUGGCCAACUGGCAAUGAGGAUUGGUGGCCGCAGACAGGUUUCCCUAAAGGUCAAGGACCGCCGCCUUACAAAAAACCUCAUGAUCUGAAGAAGUCCUGGAAGGUAGGGGUUCUUACUGCUGUCAUAAGGCAUAUGUCCCCAGAUAUUGCUAAAAUUCGAAAACUUGUAAGACAGUCAAAAUGUUUGCAGGAUAAGAUGACAGCGAAAGAGAGUGCAACUUGGAUUGCUGUUAUCAAUCAAGAGGAAGCAUUGUGUCAGGAGCAAAAUCCCGAAGCUUGCUUCCCAACUGGUAUUACUGGAUGUAGAAAUUCUGGAAUUCUAACUUCUAGCAGCAGUAAUGAGUUUGAUAUUGAAGGUCUUGAUGAUGUCCCUGGUUCAGUAAAUCCAAAUAAUCAUGUUCAGAAAGAUGGGACACAAGGCCAAGGUAUCUUUAACAUGGCUCUUGCAGAGAGCAUCUGUUGGUCUAUUCCGAAUGGACAAAACACAAAGAUUACCAGAAAAAGGAAAAUGCAUGAAGAAGGUGCAACACAAGGGCAGAAGUUCUAUACAUGCCCACAUGAACAGUGUCCAUACAAUGAGCAAAAGAAUGGAUUUUUGGACCAGAGCAUGAGGAAUGCCCAUCAGUGUAAAUGUCCUUACAAAAUAGAUGCGCAUGGAUCUGGUUUCCAGAGAUUGGAACAUGAAAAUAACAAGUCCACACUGUAUCAUUCUACAGGGCAACCCACUGGAACUCAUUCACAAGAGAAGGAUCUUUCUCAACCAAAGAGUAGACAGCUAGCAUCCCAAGAAGACACGGAUCUUCUUCCUCUCAAUACAAGCAGUUUUAUCAUGCCAGAUAAUACACGGGAGCAAAUCAAUGAGCUACUUGCUUUGUAUGAUAGUAGCCUGGAACAGAACAAGCAAUGCACGAAUUUAAGUGCCCAGUCAUACAAUGCUAAUGACCAACUUGAUAUGAAUACAGGACAUGCCUUUCAGGAAGAAGGCUUCUUCAACAUUACUCCUGAAGACAUCUUUUUCAGUCACAGUGUGGAAGGCAAGAACGUCAGUGACCGCAGUGCAAGUGUGUCUCAGUGUAGUGCGGGUAUGCUGAAAUCAAUGAGAGAGGGUAUAUUCAGUUACGAAAGAAAGUUAUUUGAUAACUACUUUGUGCCUCAGUCUCAGGAAAUCACUGGGAACCUCCAGUUUCAAGCUGCUUACAUUGACUGCCAGGAAUCAUUAAGCUCCAAGUUACGUAAUCAGUCUACAUAUGAAGAUAAAAUCUUGUAUUUUGGAGCAUGAACUGAAGUUUGGUCGAUUGAAGUUUUUAUCAUUCUAUUUCUUAUCUGACUUUCUGCAUUUACGAAAUCUACAUGCAGUUUUGUAAUAUAUGUUUCAGAGAGGAAUGUCCCCAGUCCCACAAAUGUGAUUGUGAUCUUUUCUGCCAUCUGUUGUUACUUCCUUAGCAGAAUCAUAUUGUACAUGCUAAUCGCUUGUUAUAAUCAGAUAUUGUCAAGGAUUACAAUCUUUUAAUAUUUCAUUUUCAACA